Raphanus sativus (radish) is the source of this 1050-nucleotide messenger RNA. Its product is annotated as dof zinc finger protein DOF1.7. Gene Ontology annotation, biological process: regulation of DNA-templated transcription. Bases 236 to 835 code for a protein of 199 amino acids. The record is from RefSeq and is a predicted model, not a curated record. The transcript has a single exon. Gene Ontology annotation, molecular function: DNA binding; DNA-binding transcription factor activity. Lineage: Eukaryota; Viridiplantae; Streptophyta; Magnoliopsida; Brassicales; Brassicaceae.
UGAAAUCGUCAUUCUGUGAUUCCAUUCAAACACUUCUCUCUCACACACACUAUAAACCCACCAAAUAUCUCCAUAUCUCUUUUAUUCAUAACCUGCAAUUUGCCACCACCAAAAAAGAUUCCAUCUUCUCUCUUUUUAAAAAGCUCUGCAGACUUUUAGACUUCACUCACUUUUCUUCUAUUUUUUCAAGAAAGGCUUCGUUUUUUAUUAUCCAAAGGAAGCAAAAAAAAAAAAGAUGCAGGAUCUGACGUCAGCUGCAGCGUAUUACCACCACCAGUCGAUGCUAAUGAUGGCGGCGAAGCAGCAGCAGCAACCGGAGUUAUUACCGGAGCAAGAACAGCUCAAGUGCCCUCGCUGUGACUCACCCAACACCAAAUUCUGUUACUACAACAACUACAACUUGUCACAGCCACGUCACUAUUGCAAGAACUGUCGUCGUUACUGGACCAAAGGCGGUUCCCUCCGUAACAUCCCCGUCGGCGGCGGAUCUCGUAAGAACACUAAACGAUCCUCUUCUUCUUCUUCUUCUUCUUCUUCUUCUGCGUCGAGCAACAAUCUCAACGAUAAAACCGUUGCUGUUGUUCCCGACCAGAAACCUAGCUCGGAGGAGGAGUCCCGCCCGAAAUUAAUGGAAGAAGAGAGGAAAAUGACGGGUCGGGAAAUGGAUCCGACCCGGAUGUUAUACGGGGUACCCGUUGGAGAUCAGAGAUUCAGUCCGCUGAUGGGUUCGGAUGUCGGGAUGGGUGGGAUUAGUUACGAAACCGGGUCGAAAUGGUAUCCGGGUAUACAUUUGGGUUUGGGUCCGGGUAUUCGGAGGAAUGAUGGACACGCGUGAAGAAGAAUUAUAUAGUAGAGAAGAACCUGAAGAGUAAUUUAGCCAUCAAUAUAAGUAUAUCGCAGCAAAGGAUGUCGGUCCAUUUAGUGAUAUAAUCUUUUAUAUCACUUUUUAGUCAGUAUCUUUUCUUCUUUAUCUUUUCACAAUUGGCUCUAAUGAGUGUUAUAAUAUAAUGUAUCUAAUGAUAUUAUAGUGUGAGAUUGAAAAAAAAUUCA